Molecule: messenger RNA, 3146 nt
Organism: Ornithorhynchus anatinus (platypus)
Lineage: Eukaryota; Metazoa; Chordata; Mammalia; Monotremata; Ornithorhynchidae
Gene: CTNNB1
Product: catenin beta 1
Exons: 16
Coding region: 183-2528 (781 amino acids)
Biological process (GO): positive regulation of transcription by RNA polymerase II; cell adhesion
Cellular component (GO): catenin complex; adherens junction
Molecular function (GO): transcription coactivator activity; protein phosphatase binding; alpha-catenin binding
Source: RefSeq, a predicted model, not a curated record
UUUUGAGCCUCUCGCUCGUUGGCAGCAGGACUAUCCCGCCGGAGGGAGGGCGGCCCGAAGGACGGACGGACGGGGGGACAGGACCGUCGCCCAGGCAGCAGGACCGGCCGCGGCCCGCCGCCCCCGAGACCCACGGUCUCUGAAACAGAGUUGGUGACAGUUCUGGAAACGCAGCAAGGACCAUGGCUACCCAAGCUGAUUUGAUGGAGCUGGACAUGGCAAUGGAACCAGAUAGAAAAGCAGCCGUCAGUCACUGGCAACAACAAUCAUAUCUGGACUCUGGAAUCCAUUCUGGGGCCACAACCACAGCUCCAUCUCUGAGUGGCAAGGGGAAUCCCGAGGAGGAAGAUGUUGACACCACCCAAGUCUUGUAUGAGUGGGAACAGGGAUUCUCUCAGUCCUUUACCCAGGAGCAAGUGGCAGAUAUCGAUGGACAGUAUGCAAUGACCAGAGCCCAGAGAGUGCGUGCCGCCAUGUUCCCAGAAACGCUGGACGAGGGCAUGCAGAUCCCAUCUACUCAGUUUGAUGCAGCUCACCCAACCAACGUGCAGCGUUUGGCCGAACCUUCUCAGAUGCUGAAACAUGCAGUGGUAAACUUGAUUAACUACCAGGAUGAUGCCGAACUUGCCACUCGUGCCAUCCCUGAACUGACCAAACUGCUAAAUGAUGAGGACCAGGUGGUGGUUAAUAAGGCUGCAGUUAUGGUCCAUCAGCUAUCUAAAAAGGAAGCCUCUAGGCACGCCAUCAUGCGCUCUCCUCAGAUGGUGUCGGCUAUUGUACGUACCAUGCAAAAUACAAAUGAUGUGGAAACAGCCCGUUGUACUGCUGGGACUUUGCAUAAUCUUUCUCAUCACCGGGAAGGCUUAUUGGCCAUCUUCAAAUCUGGAGGCAUUCCUGCUCUGGUGAAAAUGCUUGGGUCACCAGUGGACUCUGUGUUGUUCUAUGCCAUUACUACUCUUCACAACCUUUUAUUGCAUCAAGAAGGAGCUAAAAUGGCAGUGCGCCUAGCGGGUGGGCUGCAGAAAAUGGUUGCCUUGCUCAAUAAAACAAACGUUAAAUUCUUGGCUAUCACAACAGACUGCCUUCAGAUUUUAGCUUAUGGCAAUCAAGAAAGCAAGCUGAUCAUUCUGGCCAGUGGAGGACCUCAGGCACUAGUAAACAUAAUGAGGACUUAUACCUAUGAAAAACUACUUUGGACCACAAGUAGAGUACUGAAGGUGUUGUCAGUCUGCUCUAGUAACAAACCGGCCAUUGUCGAAGCAGGUGGAAUGCAAGCUCUGGGUCUUCACCUCACAGAUCCAAGCCAACGUCUUGUGCAGAACUGCCUCUGGACUCUUAGGAACCUUUCAGAUGCUGCGACUAAACAAGAAGGAAUGGAAGGACUGCUAGGGACUCUUGUUCAACUUUUAGGUUCAGAUGAUAUCAACGUCGUCACUUGUGCCGCUGGGAUCCUCUCUAACCUCACCUGCAAUAAUUACAAGAAUAAGAUGAUGGUGUGUCAAGUAGGGGGCAUUGAAGCGUUGGUGCGUACCGUGCUGCGUGCUGGUGACAGGGAGGAUAUCACCGAACCUGCUAUCUGUGCCCUUCGCCAUUUGACCAGCAGGCACCAGGAAGCAGAGAUGGCUCAAAAUGCUGUCCGCCUUCACUAUGGACUUCCCGUUGUGGUUAAACUUCUACACCCACCAUCUCAUUGGCCUCUGAUCAAGGCUACUGUUGGUCUAAUCCGGAACCUUGCCCUCUGUCCGGCCAAUCACGCUCCUUUGCGUGAACAAGGUGCCAUUCCACGGUUAGUUCAGCUGCUGGUGAGAGCGCAUCAAGACACUCAACGCCGUACAUCGAUGGGUGGGACACAACAGCAGUUUGUGGAGGGCGUACGUAUGGAAGAAAUCGUUGAAGGCUGCACCGGAGCCCUCCAUAUCCUGGCACGCGAUGUCCACAACCGAAUUGUAAUCAGGGGUCUAAAUACCAUUCCGCUGUUCGUGCAGUUGCUGUAUUCUCCCAUCGAGAACAUCCAGAGAGUAGCUGCCGGGGUCCUCUGUGAACUGGCGCAGGACAAGGAAGCCGCGGAAGCUAUUGAAGCAGAAGGAGCCACUGCUCCCCUGACGGAGUUGCUUCACUCGAGAAAUGAGGGUGUGGCAACAUAUGCUGCUGCAGUAUUAUUCCGAAUGUCUGAGGACAAACCGCAGGAUUACAAAAAACGCCUUUCAGUUGAGCUAACAAGCUCGCUCUUCAGAACCGAACCAAUGGCUUGGAAUGAGACUGCAGAUCUUGGACUUGAUAUUGCUGCCCAAGGUGAACCUCUCGGAUACCGUCAAGAUGAUCCAAGCUAUCGUUCCUUCCACUCUGGCGGUUACGGCCAAGAUGCCUUGGGGAUGGACCCCAUGAUGGAGCACGAAAUGGGGGGCCACCACCCUGGCGCCGAUUACCCAGUCGACGGGCUGCCGGACCUGGGCCAUGCCCAGGAUCUCAUGGAUGGGCUUCCUCCGGGCGACAGUAAUCAGUUGGCCUGGUUCGAUACUGACCUGUAAAAUCAUCUUUUAGGAGUAACAAUACAAAUGGAUUUUGGGAGUGACUCAAGAAAUGAAGAGUGCACAAGACUGGAUCACAAGAUGGAAUUUAUCAAACCCUAGCCUUGCUUGUUAAUUUUUUUUUUUUUAAUCUCUGUAAUGGUACUGACUUUGCUUGCUUUGAAAGUAGCUUUUUUUUUUUGCAGUAACUGUUAGUUUUUUAAGUCUCUCGUAGUGUUAAGUUAUAGUGAUUAUUGCUACAGCAGUUUCUAAUUUUAAAGGAUCGAAUAAUGGUGUAGAACACUAACUAAUUCAUAAUCACUCUAAUUGUAUUCUGAAUAAAGUGUAACAUUGUGUAGCCUUUUUGUAUAAAAUAGACAAAUAGAAAUGGUCCAAUUAGUUUCCUUUUUAAUAUGCUUAAAAUAAGCAGGUGGAUCUAUUUCAUGUUUUUGAUCAAAAAACUUUAUCUGGGAUAUGUCUGGGUAGGGGCCAGUCAGAACUGUUAUUUGGAACCUUGUAUUGGACAGUUUACCAGUUGCCUUUUAUCCCAAAGUUGUUGUAACCUGCUGUGAUACAGAAGCUUCAUGAGAAAAUGCAGUUAUAAAAAUGGUUCAGAAUUAAAGUAAACUUUUAAUUCAU